UAUAUAAUAAAAACACCUGAAGUCAUGAACGGAAACUACCUCAUAUGUACAGAGUUAACCACAUCCUACCACGAUUGUGCACUACGGUUAUAACCAACGCAGUUCGAUCUAGGUGUGUGUAAAGAGACAACGAAUUUGUUAGUCAAUAAAAUAUCUCUGGACACAGAAGUAGGCUAUAAGUUCUCGCUGAAACGGAUUAUUAUCUCGUGGAUUGUUACUUUUGAAUAUUUUUUCAUCAUUUUUAUGGCAUUAUCUGUAUAAGUUUCUUCCAACUUAGCAGCGAUAUAACUAAGUGCGAUCAUCGGUGUAUAUUCACAUGAGACUAGACUGAUAAGGUCCAAAUAUGGUGUCCCAGACGCUGUUAAUUGCCAGUGUAACGUGCUUUUGCAUCAUAUUGCAAAGGACAGAGGCUCAAAUCAGCACUAUCUUGGCAGGAUCAGGAACAAUCAAGUCUCCAAACUUUCCACAUUGGUACCCUAACGAGCAGCGGAUAGAAUGGCAGAUACAGAGUCCUCCAAACACGCACAUCCGGAUACGUUUCCUUCUUUUCAUUUUGGAGGAAAGUGGAAAUUGUGUUUCAGACGCCUUGUCAGUUUACGACGGGUUUGGGAGCAAUCAUUCACCGUUAUUGGGCCGUUUCUGUGGAAGUGAAGUUCCUCCGAUGCUGGAGUCCAGCUCCUCAUUCAUUACGGUCCAAUUUGUAUCCGAUUUACAUGAACAAAAUGAAGGAUUCGUUUUUGCAUACGAGGUCGUUGAUGACAUACUCGGAUCACGGAUAAUAUGGGCCGAAGUACAUCCGGAAACUGAGAUGGCGCGGUUAUCAAGUUUAAAUGCUGAUCCGCGUAAUGUGCUAACACCCAAUGGCCAUAUCCGAUCCUUUAUCACUACUGAGGUCCACUAUCAGUUACCUCGUGGAAGAUGGGGUUCUGUAGGCAUCAACUAUGGAAAACAACAAAUAAUCUGGAGCGAUAAAGGGAUGAAAAUGAUAAUGUCUGGUACAAUUGAAGAAAAUGGUCGAGCUGGUUCGUUUUUUCAUGGCACCUCAGAUUCUGUUAGUGGCAUCGCCGUUGAUUGGUUGACGGGUAAUGUGUAUUGGAUUGACGGUGUGUAUGACUGGAUUCUAUUACACAAUUCAAACGGAUCUCGGUACGAUAUCAUAAUUGAUGACGGUCUUGAUCAACCUGGUGGAAUAGCGAUUCAUCCAAUCAGAAGCUUUCUGUUCUGGACAGAUGCUGGAGUCGAACCUAAGAUAGAGCGGAGUGAUCUAGCUGGUGGUAACCGGAUUAAACUGGCCACUACCGACGUGGUCACACCACGUGGAAUUACCGUGGAUUACGACACUAACUUAGUGUAUUGGGUGGAUUCUGAUCUGACUGGCAACCGCGUCGAGGUUUGUGAUAUCUUUGGUUUCAACAGACGACUAUUAACCCGCACAACUACCAAUGAGGGAUUCUUUGAUCUAACAAUUUUUACGGACUAUAUAUACGUCAGUGGAGAAAAUUCCAGCACCUUGCAUGCAUUCGUGAAGGAUACCGGCCAGUUUAUUUUCAGUCUUAAUCUGCCUUGCAGACCGUUUGGCAUUGUCACCUACGCACCAGAUACACAGCCACCAGCAGUGUCUCAUUGUAGCAGUAACCCAUGUAGCUACCUUUGCGUAGGUGGUGGAGCCGAUGGUUUUACGUGUCUGUGUGGAACUGGGAGACUGUUGGCCCCAGAUGGAAGAACAUGUCGAGAUGAACGAGCCAUCAGUCCACCCCAACUAUUUGUUGCCUCUCGGACAAAGCUUUCCAGAUAUCCAAGUAAUUUUCCCGACUUUCCCAUCACUGAUAACUACAAUAUAACCAACAUGUUAACUAAUCGCAAUCAUGCCGUUGCUCUAGCCGUCGAUCUGGAAGAUGGUUUGGUGUUCUAUAGUGAUGUCGCAACUAAAGCCAUAGGGAUGGCAAGCUUGAGGUUUGGCUCGACUGUCCGCUACAUUACGGGAGCAACCAGCUCAGUCGAAGGAAUGGCUGUUGACUGGUUGACAAAACACUUGUACUGGACGGAUAAUCAUAGGGGAACUAUUGAAGUAUCUCGCUACGACGGAUCAUAUAGAACAACUCUUCUUAAAGAGAAGAUCCUCAGACCAAGAAGCAUUGUCAUCGAUCCUGCCGAAAAAAUAAUGUUUUGGACAGAAUUUGGACCGCCUUGUCAGAUUGAACGAGCCUCUUUAGACGGUACACAAAGGAUUGAAAUCAUAAGCCACUCUCAAUGCGCACUUCAAAUGAGUGGCCUUGUCAUUGAUUAUGAAGAACAAAGACUAUACGUUGGUGUUGUCAAUCGAGGAGUUAUUAUCAGUGUUAAUUACGACGGCGGAGAAAUGAAGCACGUUCUUUCCAAGACAAAUUCGUUAUUUUUCGAUCUUGCCAUUUACAAGGAUUACAUUAUGUGGACCGAGCUUAAACAAAACCAAGGUAUAUACGUAAGCAACAAGGAGACUGGAAAAGCAGUCAGGGAAUUACCAAUGAGAGAGGCAGUGUAUGGAAUUACGAUGUACGCCGACACCAGGCAGCAUAUAAUACACAAUCCAUGUAGAUCUCAUAACGGUGGAUGUCAACAGUUAUGCCUAAAUUCCUACAAUCAUUCGAACGGAUACGUUUGCCGUUGCACCAUGGGAUACAAUCUAGCUGAAAACGGCAGAGACUGUCAGUCAAAUUUGGUGGAUCAUGACUUUCUCCUAGUAACGGAUACGUAUCAUCGUGGUAUAUAUCAGGUGAACAUCAACUCCAAUUUCAAACCUCAGGCACUGCGAUUGAAUGGGCUAAAAAACCCUAUUGGAGUUGGUUUCGAUCAGAGUGAAAAUAUGGUGUAUUGGACAGACGUCGAAAAACGAGAGGUCAACCGCGCUACCGUUGAUGGAAGCUGGCAAGAAACUAUAGCAAUAGAAAAUAUUGGACAACCAGACGGCAUUGCUGUGGACUCGAUCUCAAAGUUGGUUUAUUGGACGGAUCUUGCUAUGCGUUCUAUAUCUGUAUCAACGCUAGAUGGAUUGGACCGUAAAACGCUUGUUAAAAAUCUUGUUAAACCGAGAGCUAUAGUUCUUCAUCCAGUUGAAGGUAUAAUGUUUUGGAGCGACUGGCGGAGUAGUGCGGUGAUUGAACGAUCUUACAUGGAUGGAAACAUGCGUAGAGUUAUUAUAGACACAGGUUUGAGAUGGACUAACGGGUUAGCUUUAGACUUUCAAGAUAAUCGUCUAUACUGGUGCGACGGUGGCCUGGAUUUAAUAGAGUCUAGUGAUUUCUCUGGUCAUGACCGUCGAGUUGUCCUCAACCUUGGUGAAGGAUACCAUGCCUUUGGGAUAUCAGUUAUUGAUCAGUCGGUCUAUUGGAGUGAUUGGAGAGUUCGAGACAUGUUAAGAGCAGAUAAACUGACUGGAUUGAAUAAACAUGUGCUUGGUAACAAUAGCUUUGCCAGGCCCAACGCCAUCUUUGCAGUCAGCAAUAAUUCUCUUCCUACAGGUAUCAAUUCAUGUUCAGAUGACAAUGGAGGUUGUUCAACUCUCUGCUUACCUACGGCCAUUGGUAGAACAUGCGCAUGCUCAGAUGAUGUAGAUUUGGCAGGGGAUGGUGUCACAUGUGUAUCAGAACUGAACAUUGAAUGCCCGUUGGACUUCAUGUACGGAGGUGUAGAAGAGUCGUGUGACAGAUCCCCCGGAAGUAAUUGUUCAGUAAUAUGUUACUCGGAUCUUGUUCCGGCUGUAGACUUCAUCAUUUGCCAGAGCAGCGGUAGCUGGGACAUACAAAAAAGUGACAUUUGUCGAGAGGAACAUUGCUCGGAAUUAGAUGUACCAGACCACGCGAUAUUCUCAGGUCCUUGUAAUCCACCAUACGAUCAGGGUAAGCUCUGUAUUCUAGAGUGUGAACCUGGUUACAUGAGAACGAGCGGGAAACCAAGAAGAGUUUGUUCACAUGGUGGAGAAUGGCUAGGGACACCUAUUGUCUGUCAAGAAAUAGUUGAGGAAUCACCUGAAGGUGAAUGUAACAGUGACCUGGUUUUCCAUGAGACACCUGAAGACAUAUCUCCUGUACACAACGAUCUGGUGCAACAAUCAUGUACUACCAAUUACCCACUGGCAGAUAUCACGUGGUACAAAGAUGGCGUACGACUCAUGACAGGUUCUGUUAAUGGGAUAUAUAUACUACCUUCAAAUGAUCUUCUUAUUCCUGGUUUUGACACACAUCAUCAAGGUCAAUAUUCAUGUGUGGCUUCUUUCUCAGGUCGAGAAUGCCUUAGAGUCGAUGUUCAGUUUGCAUUCGAUCCAUACCGCCAUUUUGAAGCUGUUCCUAUUAAUGCAUCGUUGGAAGUUGGUGAUCAUUAUUUGUUUGAAUGCCAAGCAAAGUCAGCUCUUGAUUCAAUUGAAUGGUGGAAGGAUGGAACAAGAGUCUCUCAAACAGAACAAAUCAUUUUGAUUUCAGGAGGGAGUCUUUUGAUCAGGAAUAUUGUUAGUCAAGAUUCAGGAAAAUACACAUGUAUGGUAUCGGAUCAACGAGGCAAUAUGAGAGGAGAAGCCCAUGCAUGGCUUACUGUAGCAGAUAUGAACCUACCUAACAUCAAUAUUACACAAGUCUGCGGGACGAUCACAGCCCCUGAAGCCAUUAUUUCAACCACUAUAGCCCCGAGGGAAGGAAGAGUGGUAGGCGGGCACCAGUCACUCCCUGGCUCUGCUCCUUACAUGGGCCGCAUUUGGCACAAAGCGGAACGAAGUUUCGUCUGUGGAGCCACACUGAUAAGCCAGCGAUGGGUCUUGACUGCAGCACAUUGCAUCGUCUUAUACAGGCUUGACUUUCGGGAUAUUCUUCUCUACUUUGGCGACCACGACACCAUGACAACGGAAGACCAUCAGGUUAUUGCUGAGGUAGACCAGAUCAUUCAACAUGAAGACUUCGAUCAAGAUAACUUUAACAAGGACAUCGCUCUUAUCCGUCUGAAGCAACCCUUUGAGGAAUUUACCAACUACAUUCGUCCGAUAUGUCUUCCACCUGUCUGGCUGGCUAAGUCACUCUUGCAGACUGAUAGGAUGGGUAGGGUGACUGGUUGGGGUCAAAUAGCUGAAGGUGGACCAUACCCCAGGUACCUUACUGAGGUUGAACUACCAGUCGUUAGGAUCAAGAGGUGUAAAGAUGCCACCGAGUAUGAGGUGACCAAGUUUAUGUUCUGUGCUGGGUAUUCCGCUGCUGAAGAUAAGAAAGAUGCAUGUCAAGGAGAUAGUGGUGGACCAUUUGCUAUGCAACAUGAAGACAGAUGGUAUCAGCUAGGCAUAGUCAGCUGGGGAGAAGGAUGUGCAAGGGAUGGCAAGUACGGCUAUUAUACCAAGAUCUUACGACUGUUGUCAUGGAUCGAGAGAAACACUUCAUAGUAGUCCUUUUACAAUCAAAUCUUGCCAAUUUAUGAUAUAACUUUGAUAUCAGAUGUUCAUACGAUAUUAAUGUGAGAGAUAGAUUCUGCAUUAUUAUCACUUACAAAGUAGUGUGGACUUUCUCAGAAAUCGAACAGAUAUGAGAUUACUCUACAGGAGUGGAGAAGUUGUGUAAGUCUAACUAGGGAAAAAGGGUAUUUUUCUUGUCUAAUAUCAUUAAAAUUAGCAUAUUUUACAACUGAAGUUUUAUAAUUUGUUCUGACCGAUUUGUCUACAUUGAUAUAUUAUUAUAAGAAAUUAAUCGAAAUGAAUUUUGAGCAAAUUAUUAAAAGCUAGAGCAGGGGAGGUUGUUCCGAUAGAAUAAAAUCUUUUUGAAGAGGAUUAUUAUCAUCGAAUUCCGAGUACUUCGAAUUCGAUUAGAAAUAAAGGACACGCAGUUUAGCUGAAUGAGACUCACUCAGUUAUUUGUAUACAGGAUAAAGUGCAUGAUUAAACCAGGGAAGUGUUAUAGACUGAAGAUAUCAUUUGCAUUCUUCUAAAGAAUAUAAAAGAUUCUUUUUCAUUUGAGCUCGGGGCAUGAUCAUAGGAAUUUCGAUUUACUUGCACGAUAUAUGGUAAUGCGUAGAAAAGGAAUUGUUAAUUAUGACUUUCAACAGCAUAAAACAGCAAUUAGAUUCUUUAAAAAUCGAACUCAAUAAGCUUCAUUUAUGAAACUAUUUAAAUGUAUUAGUCUCUUUUGUAGUCAUGUUAGUUACAUUAAAAGAAAACAAAACUUACGGAAUAUCAAUUAAAUCAAAAGAAAGGAUAAAGGUAUCAAUUAAAAAAAAUAAAAUCGGUUACGAAUUGAAAAGGCUUGGAAAGUUAAAAAAGCUCAAUGGGUUGUCUAUGGUGACCCUCAAAUGAUGAUGACGAUAAUGAUGAUUAUUAUAAUAAUGAUGAUAAUUGUGAUUUUUAAGGCAUUAUAUUCAUUUUGAUAUAAAUGUUCAAGGCACAUAGAUGAAUAAGAAAAACAAAAUAGCAUGAAAUUAUACAUACACAGGGUCAUAUGUCUUCAAAUUUACAGAUCCCUGAUGCCAACGAAGUUGGCAUCAGGGAUCUGUCUACGCCUAGCAUGGGCCUAGCAUGAACAGAAGCCCCCCCCCCACAUUUUAUUUCACUUAGGAAACAAAGGAUAUCCUGAGUUUUUCAUGGUGUAUAGACAUGAUAGAAGGACAGACCCAUGGACACAAUGAUAUGAAAACAGAACUUCACUUUCACUUAUUAACAAACGGUGCAAGCUUUGUGAGCAAAUGUAAUUUGUUACAGCGCAUUAUACAAUACGAGCAGCUUUGUCCUGCAAUUUCUGUAACGUACAAGUUGGUAUUGGGUGUGUUAAACGGUAGGGCAUAACUGAAAUAGAGUCUAGACGAAAUCAAGGAAUGUACAAAUAGGCAAUGUUGCUUCAAAAUGGCAGGUUUAGUACAUAAAAGGUAUUGUUCCCAAACUUAUAUUUAUGUGUUAUGUAAAUCACUUUUACCAUGAUACAUCUUCAGUCCAUGUAAACACGUUAGGCAUUUGGGAAAAAUUGGGGGUAUAUUGCUGCAAAGUUAUUACUUUGAAACAACAAUGCAAAUUUGAGGUUGCCAAAAAAUAAGAUGGGAUUGUUAAAUUUUAUAAAUUUUAAUUUCGUAACUAAUUUUGAUGAAACUUUUUAAAAAUUGUUUCUGUCUACCCUUUCGUUAAAAUGUAUUUUUACUAGUAUUAUCCUUUAUUAUCAUUGUUUAUAAUUGUAUUAUUAUCCUCAUCAUUAUAAGGUCUGCCAUUGAUUUUAUGAUUUUCUUCCAAAAUUAUGCAAAUGUUGUUUCCUAUACAAAUGUUUGUUGUUGUCUUAAUUUUAUUUUGUUAAGAUACUACAUUACGCAUAAGAAUCUUAACAUCUCAUUGAAUCUCCUCGAUUAUGCCUUAGUACACUUUAAAUAUCAUCAACAGCCAAGUUGACGUAAUAAAGCAUUAUAUUCCAAGUGUGGUCAAUGGAUCAAAACUAUUUCUAUUGUAAGUCUGAUGUAUUGUAUUACAAGUAAAAAGUUUCCGAUCACAACAUGGUAGUUUAAUUUUUUGAGAGAUUAUGGUCUAUUUUUAAAAAAUCAAAAGAUCUCUCUCUAAAAAAAAUGUUGAAUCGCCAUUGAAAAUUAACAUAAUGGGUACAUUAUCUACCCGUACACACUCACGUACUAAAACACGCACAGCCAUGCAUACACCCUCACCCACACACACCCACCAAGACAUAUACGCACCGACACCGACUCUCGCAGAAUCUGCAAACUCAACCUCAGAACUAUGACUCAAUCACCCUCCUUCACACACACCCACACACACCAGCCCAUACACACACAUUUAUUCACAGCAUGAACCUACUACAAACACUCUCAUUAUUAUAUAGCCAGUCAAAGCUACACCAAUUGUCCAUCCAAGUACGGUUACCUAUUUUCCUAAGAACUCCCAUUAAUCAAUGGUGAGCAAUAAAUCAAAUAUUGAUCAUGACAAAAAAUGAAAGGUAUAUUUCGCGAGGAAUUCCUGUAGAUUAUUUUGUAAAAGAAAGCACACACACAAAAUGAUG
Molecule: messenger RNA, 7991 nt
Organism: Lytechinus variegatus (green sea urchin)
Lineage: Eukaryota; Metazoa; Echinodermata; Echinoidea; Temnopleuroida; Toxopneustidae
Product: low-density lipoprotein receptor-related protein 6-like
Exons: 28
Coding region: 344-5395 (1683 amino acids)
Biological process (GO): proteolysis
Molecular function (GO): serine-type endopeptidase activity
Source: RefSeq, a predicted model, not a curated record